CACAUCUGUCACAAGGCUCAGCAGACUUACAGCAACCUGCAGGCUGCACGAUGGCUCAAGACAAAACUGUCGUUUUCUUUGACCUGGAAGCCACUGGAUUAGACACCACGGUGUGUGACAUCAUUCAGCUCGCCGCCAUCUGCGAAGACAGGAUCUUUAAUGUCUACAUCCUCCCCCGCCAGCCACUCACAGAGAGCGCAAAACGUGUCACGGGCUUCACCGUCAGCAACAACCGCCUAUUUCUCCGCGGGGUUCCUGUGGACACCAUCCCUCUUGCCGAGGCUCUCACUAAUUUCAUCGCCUUCCUGCGCUCCUUCCACCGUCCAGUGCUGCUGGCGGCCCACAAUGCAAAGCGCUUCGAUGCACCUGUGCUCACCAGAUGGCUGCAGAAUUGCUCCCUCCUGCAGCAGUUCCAACAGGUGGUGUCUGGGUUCCUGGACACCUUCUUGCUUAGCAAGAACCUGUUUCGUCUGAGCAGUUACUCCCAAGAGUUCAUGGUCCGGCGCUUCCUGGGAAAAAGCUACAACGCUCAUAAUGCUGUGGAGGAUGCCAGAAUGCUGCAGGAGCUGUACAAGGCCUGGAGACCUACCACAUUUAGCGUCUCCAAUUGUACCUUCAGGGCAGUCCGGGUGUAUUAACAAAAUGCUGAAAGAAAUACAUGAAAAAUUAUCAGACAAAGCAAAAAUAUUCUAUGUUAAAGCUGACCUUUUAUUUGCUGUUAUGUUCAGGUCAUUGGACAAACAGGAACAAAUGAAAUGGAGUAAUGUGUGGUCAUAAGUUAUCAAGAUUUAACUUAUUUACUGUUAAAUGUAAUGUAAUGUGUCACAUGCAGUGCAAUCUUCCUUUUCUGUUUCCC
Molecule: messenger RNA, 856 nt
Organism: Pelmatolapia mariae (spotted tilapia)
Lineage: Eukaryota; Metazoa; Chordata; Actinopteri; Cichliformes; Cichlidae
Product: DNA polymerase III PolC-type-like
Exons: 3
Coding region: 51-638 (195 amino acids)
Biological process (GO): DNA catabolic process
Cellular component (GO): cytoplasm
Molecular function (GO): 3'-5'-DNA exonuclease activity; nucleic acid binding
Source: RefSeq, a predicted model, not a curated record